This is a messenger RNA of Neoarius graeffei (lesser salmon catfish), 1398 nucleotides long. RefSeq names its product unconventional myosin-XV-like. Gene Ontology annotation, cellular component: cytoskeleton. NCBI's taxonomy places the organism in Eukaryota, Metazoa, Chordata, Actinopteri, Siluriformes, Ariidae. The transcript is spliced from 14 exons. The record is from RefSeq and is a predicted model, not a curated record. Bases 1 to 1398 code for a protein of 465 amino acids.
AUGGUGCACUACACAGCAGAGCCUAUCAAUGAGUCUCUGAUCCUGUUUUCAGACAAAGAGCUCAGUGUUCUGGGUGUUCAGUCUUUCAUAUAUGUGAUGCAGUUCAUGACUGACCAGCCCUUAAGGAAGGACCAGACAGAAGAAAAGUGUGCCUAUUUUAUUAUACAGCUUGGGAAAGAGAAGGAGUUUCUCCGGGAUGAGCUCUACUGCCAGAUCAUCAAACAGACCUCCAACAAUCCACGCAAAGAGAGCUGUGCACGUGGCUGGCUUCUGCUAAAACUCAUCACUGGCUUCUUCCCCUGUUCCUCGACAUUACUGCCAUAUAUGAUGCGACAUCUCCAGAGCUGCAGUCAGGACUCCAACCACCCUUACCAAGAGAAGGCUCAUGCGUGUGAGAACAAUCUCAAACAUUCACUCACCUAUGGAGGACGCAGAAAUAUUCCUUCUCAUUUGGAGAUGGAAGCCAUUUUGGCAGGUCGGAACACUCGGCGGUUGCCCAUCCUGCUCCCAGGUGGAGUGGAGUUCCCAUGCAAAGUCUGCAACUUCAACGUGGCGAAUGAGGUCGUGAUAGACAUUUGCACAGAGAUGGGUAUGAGUAAUCCAGCUGAGGUGAACGAAUUUUCCAUCUUUGCCACCCGCCAUCAGGAUGAACAAGUGCGUCCCAUUCACCCAGAUGAGUAUGUGUUGGACUUCCUGCUGGAUGAUGGCUCAAUCUCGCUCUCAUUCCAUCGUCUUCUCUGGAAAUAUCCUCUGCAUUUUGAGAAUGAUCUCUACAUCGAGUUUCAUUACCAUCUGAUCCUGGCUGAUUAUCUGAAUGGGAAAAUCCUCCUGCCUGGGAACAGUUCCACACUUCACCAGCAGGUGGCAGAGUUGGCUGUGCUUCAGCACCUCGCUCUGGGAUUCAAUCAACAGCCUACACCGCAAGAGCUCAAGCAGUAUGUGCCUCUUCUGGAUGGGAUCAGUGCCAAUGACCAAAAUCUGCACAGUGCUGCACUGAGACAACUUUCUCUCAGUGCAAAUAUCAACCCUGUUGAUGCUAAAAUACAUUUCAUCAAGACUCUCAGUUCCCUGCACCUCUUUGGCUCAAAUAUAUUCAUGGCUCAGAAAAUCAGCCACAAAGGUUGUCCAUCACCCUGUGUGGUGGCAGUCAACCAUGAAGACAUCGGCAUUAUUCAUCCCCAAACACGGUUUUCAGCCUUAACGAUUCCGAUGGAAGAGGUGCAGUCCUUGCGCACGAUCACUCCCAAGAAGGAAAAAGUGCCAGCAGUAGAGAUCAACUUUGGCAACCCGUCUCAUCCUAACACCAUCACUAUUUAUCUGAAGCAGGCAAGGGAGCUUUGCCACAUCAUUGCUAUAAUCAUGGAUCUAUUGAGACCACCUAGCAGGAAUCGCACAUGA